Messenger RNA from Petromyzon marinus (sea lamprey), 1464 nucleotides. Lineage: Eukaryota; Metazoa; Chordata; Hyperoartia; Petromyzontiformes; Petromyzontidae. The record is from RefSeq and is a predicted model, not a curated record.
UUACCACGCCCCCCACCCCUUCCCCUUACCAAGAUGGCGACGCUGGCUCUGCUCGCUCCCUCCCCGCGCGGUUGGUGAGCGGCGCGGAGCGUCGGCGUCGUCCUGGCAACCGGAGCGGAGCGAGCAAUGGGUACGAGGCAGCAGCAGCAGCAGCUGCCUAGCGAUGAGCGGUGGUGUUUCAUGGCCGAGUGGCUGGACCCCCUGGCAGGCAUCACUCGGAAAUUCUCCUUUCGCUACUUCCCCCACGACCGCAGUGUGGAGAUGCUGGAGCUCCGUACCCAGAGGCUCUUCCUGCGCCGCUCCCCGUGCCAGGGACUGGCGCCCAGCCAGGUGGCGCUGGGGGCUCGCCUGCUGGUGCUGGGGCGUGAACUCAGCCUCACGGCCUACGGAGACGCUCACACGCAGAGCCGCCUGUCACUCACUCGCCAGCGGUCGCUGCUGCUGGUGAAACCGCAUGCGGUGAGGUGGCUGGGCGAGGUGGUUGAGGAGCUGAGUCAGCGGGGGCUGCAGGUGACGCGGGUGAGGAUGGUGCAGCUCACCCGGGAGCGAGCUGCUGACUUCAUCUCUGUGGAGCAGCAGCAGCAGCAGCAACAGGAGGAGCAGCAGGAAGAGCAGGAGCAGGGGGCGGCACCCACUCUGGACGAGCUCCUGGUCCAGCUGAUCUCCGGCCCCGCCGUGGCCUUGGAGCUGCAGGGGGAGGGGGCCGUGGGGGUCGUGGCCUCCGCCCUGGGGCCCAGCGACCCCCAGCAGGCGAGGGCCACCAGCCCGGCCAGCCUAAGGGCCCGCUACGGCGUCAGCGGGGCCCUCAAUGUGGGGCACGCGCCACGCGACGUCACCACAGCGCAGCGGGAGCUGGCGUGGUUCUUCCCUGACGAGGCUGGAGCCGGCGGUGAUGCUGGCGGUGGUGGUGGUCGGUUGGGGAACACGGCGCGGCUCGGAGAGGUCACCUGCUGCAUCGUCAAACCGCACGCGCUCGCCACAGGCUGCCUGGGUCAGAUUCUCCGCUCCAUCACACAGGCCGGGUUUGAGAUCUCGGCCAUGGCCACGUUUGUUCUGGACCGAGUGAGUGCUGAGGAGUUCUACGAGGUGUACAAGGGCGUCGUUCCGGACUACGGGGCGAUGGUACAGGAGCUGUGUUCCGGGGUUUGCUUGGCACUUGAAGUGAGAGGCGACGACGCAGUGAGGAGGUUCCGGGAACUGUGCGGUCCCACCGACCCCGAGGUGGGCCGAGUGCUGCGUCCAGCCUCUCUCCGUGCUGUGCUGGGCACCAACAAAAUCCUGAACGCAGUUCACUGCACUGACCUGGUGGAGGAUGGGGAGCUGGAGGUUGAAUAUUUCUUUCGGAUUCUUGACAACUGAACCCUGAUAGUUCAACCAAGAAUCUCACCACCACUCACCACCACUUCCCUCACCACCACCACCACUCACCACUCACCACUUCCCUCACUCCCUCACCACCACCAC